AUGAAUACUCAUACUCCAAUCUCCAAUAUAACAAAAGAUUCUAAGAUCUUGUGUAUAAACUUUAAUCAAGAUCAAGGAUGUUUCGCUAUAGGUCAUGAGAAUGGAUUUCUUGUCUAUAAUACGAACCCUAUUGAUUUACGCGUGAAACGAAGCUUUACAUCUCAUCAUCAUAUUCAUCAUUAUAAUAAUGAAAAUAAUACUAAUACCAAUACUAAUACCAAUCCUAAUUCUCAAGAUAAUCAUCACCAUUAUUCCGAUCAUACCUCAUCAUCAAAUGGUUCUGGUAUUGGUCAUAUAACUAUGCUUCAUCGUACUAAUUAUUUAGCCUUAGUUGGAGGUGGUAAGAAUCCUAAGUUUUCUAAUAAUAGAUUAAUAAUAUGGGAUGAUUUAAAGAGAAAGAAUAGUUUAAGUUUAGAAUUCAUGAAUCCUGUAUUAAACGUAUUGUUAUCAAGAACAAGAAUAGUCAUAGUAUUAAGAAAUCAAGUAUUAGUAUAUGGAUUCUCAGCUCCUCCUAAAUUAUUUGCUACUUAUGAAACCAUCGAUAAUGAUCUUGGUUUAGCGGAUUUAUCGGUCAAUUCUACAUCAGUAAGUCCUCCUGUUGAACCAUCUUAUGAUGAUACUUACAAUAAUAAUAAUAAUAAUAAUAAUAAUAAUAAUAAUAAUGGUCCAUCGCUCACAUCAGGUGCUAGUAUUAUUUCCGGAACUACAUCUAUAUCAUCCAAUGGAUCUAAUAAAGAUCAUUCCAAUAGUAAAUAUCAAACCCUUGCAUUUCCAAGUCGAUCUAUAGGACAAAUUCAAGUUGUAGAUGUUAGUCCUCAAGGUCAAGAAAAGAAUCUUGUUAGUAUAAUUAAAGCUCAUAAAUCAAAAAUAAGAUAUUUAGCACUUAAUCGUUCAGGAACAUUAAUUGCUUCAGCAUCUGAAACUGGUACAAUAAUUCGAGUUCAUUCAACUCAUAAUACAGCAUUAUUAUAUGAAUUUAGAAGAGGGUUAGAUCGAGCCGUUAUAACUUCAAUUAAAUUUAGUCAUAAUGAUACUAAAUUAGCUGUAUUAUCAGAUAAAAACACCUUGCAUAUUUUCAAUCUUUCAAAUUUAUCUUCAUCUAUAGGUAUAGUACCUACAUCAUCUAAAUUAUCAACUACUUCAUCUACUAAUUCAACUAAUUCUCAAAUGUCCACUACUAGUAGUAUAAAUAAUCAUAAUAAUCAUAAUAAUAAUGGACAUUUAACAACAACAAGUACUACUACAACAAACAUUUACUCUAAUUAUAAAUCAGCUAAUGAUAAUAUUACUACUAAUUCAAAUAAUUCUUCUACUAAUAUUAAUAAUGAUUUACAACAUGUACCUUUGAAUAGACAUCAUGUAUUACAAAAUCUUCCAAUUCCAAUGCCUAAUUAUUUUAAAUCCACUUGGUCAUUUUGUUCUGUUAACACUAAUCAAUAUCAUAAUGAAUUUAAUAAUGAAAUUAAUAAUAAUGACAUUGGAGUAAUUGGUUGGUCAGGAAAUGAUACAGUUAUAAUUAUAUGGAAGAAUAAGAAAAUUUGGGAAAGGUAUAGCAUAACUGAAAAGGUUUCUAGUAGUAUAACAAAUCCUUUUGAAGAGAUUACAUCAGGACGAAGUCAAAAUAAGAAUCGUAAUUUAAGUACAAACACAACUACAGGUGGUACAGGUAGUUGGGAAAUAUCAAGAACUAGUUGGAAAUAUCUUGAUAGUUUGGAAGAUUAG
This is a messenger RNA of Scheffersomyces amazonensis, 1722 nucleotides long. RefSeq lists its product as uncharacterized. The record is from RefSeq and is a predicted model, not a curated record. Gene Ontology annotation, cellular component: extrinsic component of membrane; cytosol; phagophore assembly site membrane. Gene Ontology annotation, biological process: protein lipidation; autophagy of mitochondrion; nucleophagy. Gene Ontology annotation, molecular function: protein binding; phosphatidylinositol-3,5-bisphosphate binding; phosphatidylinositol-3-phosphate binding. The transcript has a single exon. Lineage: Eukaryota; Fungi; Ascomycota; Pichiomycetes; Serinales; Debaryomycetaceae. The coding region runs from base 1 to 1722 and encodes 573 amino acids.